AUGAAGCUAUUAACAGAUGAAAUGGAAGCUGAAGCCGAAAAUUGGGAUAAAUAUGCGGAGAAUGAUAUUGUUAAAAGAGCAAAGACAAUGUCAGCUAUGUCUUACAACAUGUAUUUAUUCACUAAAGGAGAUGGUCCAUUAAAAACAACACACGAUUUGUUCACUCAAGCAGAAUUUUUUGCAGAACAAGCUAAUAAGAUGCAUAAAACUGUCAAGGAAUUUGCUUUUGAAGUUCCUGGAAGUGCAGAAAAGAAUGAUUUAUUACAAAUAUUAGAAAAAAUCCCUGUUCAUUGUCAGCAAUUACAAGUUUUAGUUAAAAGUCCGACUGUUGGGAAGACGGCGACUUUUAAUAAAGUUGAUGCUGUCAUUUCUGAGACAAAACGAUUAAUGAAUGAAAUAGCCAAGCUCGUUACUGCCUGUUUUGUAUGUGCAACUAAGUUCGAAAUAGAAUUUCGUGGAAAUAUUGGUGGCCAUACAGCAGUAGAGGGAGAUAUAAUAGGUGAAUAUUCUUCUCAAAGAGCAAGCCGUGAAUCCAGUGCUGUCUGGCGUAGAACCCCAAGUAUGAGAAGAGCAAUUCAACCUCAAACACAACACCAACAAUACCUAACAGCUGGUGGACCAUCUAGCAGUGAAGGAUUAUAG
Meloidogyne enterolobii is the source of this 642-nucleotide messenger RNA. The record is from the annotation of a GenBank genome assembly. NCBI's taxonomy places the organism in Eukaryota, Metazoa, Nematoda, Chromadorea, Rhabditida, Meloidogynidae.